Messenger RNA from Cololabis saira (Pacific saury), 4572 nucleotides. It is a transcript of the gene olfml3a, whose product is annotated as olfactomedin-like 3a. Gene Ontology annotation, molecular function: protein binding. The coding region runs from base 185 to 1387 and encodes 400 amino acids. Gene Ontology annotation, biological process: signal transduction. The record is from RefSeq and is a predicted model, not a curated record. The transcript is spliced from 3 exons. NCBI's taxonomy places the organism in Eukaryota, Metazoa, Chordata, Actinopteri, Beloniformes, Belonidae.
GAAGCGGAGACCCUCAGAGUGGCCUCUUGACUUUCUUUAUGCUUCUCACCUUUUUGUGCGCAGACUCCUCUCCACGCCACAUGUGUCACACCGUGGGGGAAGCUCUGCAGUGGAAAGCACAGAAGAAGGAAACUUUAGAAACUCUACGCAAAAGAAACUCAGCUGACCCACUGAUGAGCUCACAAUGAAGCCGCUGUUCAUCCUCCUCAUUUUCUCUGCCUGGACAUUUAUUGGAGCCCAGUACUACUAUCAGGGACUUAUGGAUUAUUUGGAAAACAGACUGUUGGCCAUUGAGGACCGCAUGCAGUUCUGGAGUGAGCAAUACCACCAGUACCACACAGAGAUGCUGGCCUUCAAAGAGCUCACUGCCGUGACCAUAGACGGGCUGAAGAGUGACCACAGCAACAUGUUCAAAGACCUGGAAGGAGCUUCGCUUCGAGUGGACCUGGCGGAGAAAGAAAUGGAUUACGUGGAGAUCCAAACUUCCCCACGGGCCUGUGCCAACAGGGCGGACAAGGUGGUGGAGCACGAGGCCUGGGGGCUGCAGGACAGAGAGGAGGAGGAGGACGGGGACUGGGAGGACCUGCAGUCCAAAGUCUCAGACUGCGUGGAAAUCAUCUCUGGCAUCAGAUCAGUGAAGAUCCUGAAGAGAGUGGGCAGUCCCAAGGGCAUGUGGACCAGGGACCCGAGGUCGUCCAAGGUUUACGUCUUCAACGGCACAUCUGGAGAUACCGUCUUCCAGUUUAACUCGGUGCGGGACUUUUCCCGCUCUCUGGGAGUCGAGGGCACCACGAGCAUCCAGCUUCCCUCCGAGUGGAGCGGCCCCGGCAGUGCCGUCCACAACGGCUACUUGUACUACGUACAGCAGGACACGGAUACAGACGUGCAGGUGGUCAAAUACGAUCUGCUGAACGGCUCUGUGACAGAGGCCGCCAUAUUCCCCGUGGAUAGCCACGCCAGUCUCUACAGCCUCAACCCAGAGACGUUUGCAGACCUUGCAGCGGACGAUCAAGGCCUGUGGCUUCUCUACGCCGCCAGUGACAGUGAACCGAAUAUCAGCCUGGCAAAAAUGGACACGGCUACACUCGAUAUAGAGGAAAUCUGGGACACUCGGUGCCCACGGGAAAAUGCGGAGGCGGCUUUUGUGAUCUGUGGGAUUGUUUAUGUGGUGUACAACACUCGGCUGGCCAGCCGUUCCCGGGUCCAGUGUCUGUUUGACGUCAACGACAUGGUGGUCAGCCAGGAAGCUCCUCUGCUCUACUUCCCCAGGAGGUACGGCGCCCACGCCAGCCUCAAAUACAACCCCGAGGAGAAGCAGCUCUACGGCUGGGAUGACGGCUAUCAAAUCAUCUACAGACUCACUAUGAAGAGGAAACUCUUGGUGUGACAACAUCUUCUUUUCAAAAUCAAGAACACAGCGGCCAAUUUCUAUGCAUUUCUUAAACUUUUGCAGUGUUUUCUUCUAUUGUUUCGUGAGAAAAAAAAGAAUCAUCACAUCAGUUUUGCCACAUCUUGAUAUUGAAGCAUUGAAUCUUGUGAUAUCCACUGAUUUCCUGCCUGUGAGGGAGUGGUGCACCCUAUAAUGUAAUAACGGAUAUUGUAAUAACAUUUUUACCAAUAAUAUAAUACCUUAUUACGUUAUUGGGAAUUUAUCACAUGGAACUCAAAGUCUGCAAUUUAACCCAAUAGUCAUUCAGGUGUUUCAAAUCCAGCGUAUAUAACAUUCUUAGAUUCUUAAAACAAAAUGUAGAACUCUGGACUGAAAAUGAACAUAUAUAUAUAUAUAUAUAUAUAUAUAUACAUUAUUUGUCAAGUAUUACAUUAUCAGUUUUGGAAAAAAAAGAAAGACCCACCUGAAAAUGUAAUAAAUUCCCAAUAAUGAAAUAAGGUAUUACAUUAUUGGUAAAAAUGUUAUAACAAUAUCUGUCAGGAUAUUUUAUUACAUUAUUGGUGAAGUUAUUACAUUAUUGGAUUUUAUUAGAUUUUCGAUUGAGUUAAGUGCAAAUUUUAUUACAUUUUCAGGCGUUAUUACAUUUUCAGGCAAUUAUUACAUUAUAGGAAAUUAUUACAUUAUAGGGUGAAAUUAUUACAUUAUAGGAAAUUAUUACAUUAUAGGGUGAAAUUAUUACAUUAUAGGGUGCUACAGGGAGGAAAAUAAUCUUGAAGAAGCAUUCUUAGUUAAGUAAUGUGGUACAUUUUUGUAUUUCUGCAUUGAGAUAAACAAGGUUACGUUAUUCCUACUUGAAUAAAAGUUUUGUUUUGCAUGCACAAACUUCUUUAUGAUCUUUUAGCCUGGUAGCCUUUUGUAGAAGUUUUUAUAAAUAACUAGAUUUCUUUUCCAAACACCAUCUGACACCACUCCGACCAUGUUCCCAUACCUUACACACCUAAAACAGACAUAACAGCACUAAAGUUUGGAAUAGGCAUUACUUAUACUGACUACAGACCCUUUAUAAGUGCUAAACCGAGUGCAGAUAACGGAUAUAAUGAGUGAGAUAUCCACAAACACAAGAAAACAUUUAGUUUCUCACAGGCUGUGAAGUGAGUGCAGACUGCAGAGCUCUUUUUGCAUAAGCUUUUUAAUGAAAAACAAGAAAAUCAUAUCAUAUACACAUCAAGUUUCAUGGGGGGAAAAAUAAAAACUAAACAAACAAAAACCAUAAUUUUUUUGAUGAUAACUUUCAGACUUUGAAGACAAAAGAAUGACAGAUUGUGGCGUAAAUACUGUUUUCUUUUUUAGCUAACUACUAUACACCUGAUCACUCUCAUCAAUGGAACUGACAAUGAUCUACCGCCUAAAUGCAAAGAAACAUUUAUCUGAGCCAACAUUUUUUCCAAAUAUUUCUAUUAUUACAAGUACAAAAUGUUCAAUAAAAAAUGUAAAAUUCAGUGCUAUUAUAACAGCUGGAAGGAAUACAAGAUCAUAUCAAGAACCACUAGAAUAUUAGGCAAAGAUAGAAGGUCUUGAGACGGUCAUUGAUCUAACAGGUUCCAUCUACUAUGAAAACACACCACAUUGUCAGAAAAAUAGGACCGUCAUAAAAUACCAGUAUAUAAACAAGGAACAGAAACAUUAUUAUUAAACCACUUGUUUCAUCUUGUACACUUAGAUAUUAGAAAUCUAAUAAUGCCAUAAAUUGAGAGGGAUUUCCCCAUUGGGAUGAUUGUGUGUGAGAGGUGAUGCAAUGACGUAUUACAGGACUGGCUCAGAAAAUUAGAAUAUUGUGAUAAAGUCCCUUAUUUUCUGUAAUGCAAAAAUGUCAUACAUUCUGGAUUCAUUACAAAUCAACUGAAAUAUUGCAAGCCUUUUAUUAUUUUAAUAUUGGUGAUCUUACAGCUUAAGAAAACUCAAAUAUCCUAUCUCUGUUAUGAUUCGGUUUUGUCGAGGACCCAAACGCAGGAGAGCAGGAGCCAGGAGUUCCCAACAAAAAAGGGUUUAUUUACAAAAAGGCAAAAACAAAGCACUGCAGAGCAGGAUUAACAAAAAACCAGGAACAGGAAAAACGACAAGGAGACAUGGAGGAAUAACCAGUUUUUGUUCUGCUUUUGAUCCUGCCCAGCAGCAUUUUUGGUUUUGUUUUUUGCUCAAUAAAUCCUGUUAUGUUGCAAAUUCCUGCCUCCUGCUCUCCUGCGUUUGGGUCCUCAACAACCACACCUUGUGACAAUCUCAAAAAAUCUGAAUAUUCUGGGAAUCUUAAUCUUAAACUGUAAGCCAUAAUCAGCAAUAUUAAAAUAAUAAAAGGCUUGCAAUAUUUCAGUUGAUUUGUAAUGAAUCCAGAAUGUAUGACAUUUUUGUUUUUUUAAUUGCAUUACAGAAAAUAAAGAACUUCAUCACAAUAUUCUAAUUGAGAAAGCCCUGUACACCAACCACAAACGACAACAAACUUACUAAUUCUUACUAUAGCAAUUGCCAAUUAGAAAAAUGCUGCUACAUUUCCACAGCUACUGUACUGUAGGUGCGGAGAUGACAGACCAGCUGAUUUGGUUCUCAGUCUCAGUCUCAGGAACUUAUCCAUGAAGGAAAUGACUAAAGCAGCCCUUCCUGGAUCUGUUCGAUCCAUCUGUCUGUGUCUGGGGCUCAGGGUUUUGACGACAUGUGUAAAAUGUAUCCGAUAUGCUCUCACAAAUGGGAUUUGCAAGGUCCCUUUCUUGAUGUCACAUUUAUGUGUCCCACAUGUACCGUCUGCAUCUGUGCUUGUUUCAGUGAUGUCAGAACAAAACUACUGCCUUUGAGUGGUUAAAUUAUGACUUUUCAUGAUGUAUUCCUUGUACAAAGCUCCCGUAUAUGGAACUUCACUUAUCAUAUUUUUAAAGAACAUUUUUGACAAAUGUGUUUCACAUCUACAAAACAACUGACUGAGAAUGAGCACACUAAAGGCCAGUGAUAAGUUAUAGUCUGAUGAUGUCCAGAGUUUCCCUGCAGACCUAAAAAUAAAGUUUUUUUUUCCAUCUUUCAUGUCCAAUGCUUUUCCAUAGACUUGCUUUGACUUUUUGACAUUUUCUGUGAGAAACUACAUCUAACAACAAACGUGUGUUUGCACAGUUGGCCCAGGUUGUGGUGUUGUCUGUUCA